This is a messenger RNA of Lineus longissimus, 4356 nucleotides long. Its product is annotated as ABC transporter G family member 20-like. Gene Ontology annotation, biological process: transmembrane transport. Gene Ontology annotation, molecular function: ATP binding; ABC-type transporter activity; ATP hydrolysis activity. The record is from RefSeq and is a predicted model, not a curated record. Bases 1000 to 3141 code for a protein of 713 amino acids. The transcript is spliced from 15 exons. Lineage: Eukaryota; Metazoa; Nemertea; Pilidiophora; Heteronemertea; Lineidae. Gene Ontology annotation, cellular component: membrane; ATP-binding cassette (ABC) transporter complex.
UCACUCGACAUGCUCGACGCUGACACCACUGAUAACUAACAAAAUCAAUUCGACAAGUUUACCUGUCAAAGUUCUCAAUGUUGAUGGAGGUCCCAAGUCAGACCAGAAGAAGCUAUCAUUGAUGUGAUUAUGUAUGUUUUUGGUCUGUUUCAGUACACAUGGGCAGUUGUUGAAAUUUUGGUAAAAUAAGGUGUAGGCCCUAGGCCUUGUUCUCUGUUAUUUCCUGCUUCUUUUGACAGUUGUCAUUGCUCUCCUUGCCAUUGCCGCUUGGGAAUAAAAAUGCUGUGUUUCGUAAGUAAAAGAUACCUUAGCCAUAGCAGAUAGGGGUAGGCCUAUAGCUAGCGUAGUGUAGUCUUAGACAUAGUGCCAGAAAUACAUGGACAGCUAUAUAGCACAGACUGCCACAGUAACUAUAGUGGACUCCAUAGACCAUAGUCCAUUACCACCAUAUCUGGGGCAAAAAUCCAAUAAUAGACCCUUUGCCCCAAGGCAUUGUCUGGCAUCAUUGACCGUGAAGAGCUAUUGUAAAGAUGAUUUGUUGGUCCGACCUAGUCCCUAGGUGGAACCGGCGUAUCUGGAAAAUGGCCUAUUUAUUCCAAUAGGGUCACGCAAUGCCGGUAAUAAUGACUAAUGAACCUAUGACAUCGGCUUGAUAUGUAAGACACCAAGUCAAGUGGUAUGUCUUGUAUUGUUGUAUGUACAUGUAUCUUUUCUUUUCCUUCUCGCUUCUGCCAUAUUGCCAUAUUCGUUUACUUUUGUCGUGCCAACUGACCGUCCUUGACCUUUGAAGGAGUUGGCCUUGUUUUCAGGAUGUGGAUGAUGAUGUUGGCCGUGCGACAUGACUGCUCGUCGCAUCACCAGUCUGGUCUGUCACAUGUUUGACGAGUCCAUCAAGUUCACGAUAUUGACAUCUGUAUUCUUUAUGUUGAUUUUUCAGUCAUUUAUUUCUAGAUUUUCCAAAUGAGGUGACCAAACUUUCCAAAAUCAAAGAAAUAGAGCAUGGAGAAUAUAGCUCAGCGUCCUCCUGCGGUGCGAUUUUGUGAUGUCUGGAAGAGUUAUGGCACAGGGCAAAACAAACAAUUUGCACUACAAAAUAUCGACUUAGCAGUUCCAAGGGGUUCAAUUUAUGGUUUGCUUGGCCCCAGCGGUUGUGGAAAGACGACACUUCUACGAUGUGCUGUUGGAAGGCUGCAGGUUGAUCAUGGCUUGGUUGUUUCGCUUGGAAAGAAACCCGGGGCAAGAGGACACGGAAUCCCUGGGAACCUUGUGGGAUACAUGCCUCAGGAGAUUGCAUUGUACAAUGAAUUUACCAUCAGUGAGACCCUACAUUACUUUGGUCGGCUCUGUGGCAUGCCUAGUACCAAAGUAAAGCAGAGAAUUGAGUUCCUCAUCAACUUUCUAAAGUUACCAGAAUCUUCGAGGAAAGUUCAGGACAUGAGCGGCGGGCAAAGGCGAAGAGUAUCAUUCGCUAUUGCACUUUUACAAGAGCCCAAGCUCAUCAUCCUUGACGAACCAACAGUCGGUGUGGACCCACUCCUGCGGCAGAGGAUAUGGAAUCACCUGAUUGACAUUUCGCAGACAGGCGAUGUGACGAUCAUCAUCACGACACACUACAUCGAGGAGGCGCGGCAAGCUGAUAUGGUUGGUUUGAUGAGGAAUGGUCGCUUGUUAGCGGAAGCACCGCCGGAACAAUUGCUGGACAGGCAUAGACUAGAGACAUUGGAGGGUGUUUUCCUGAAACUGUGUCAGGAUGAUCAGGUCGCAGAUGAUUUCGCGGGACAGGAGUCUGUUGGGCAUUCGUCGUUGGCAGACUCGGAAAAAGAUGACCUCACAGAGGACCCACCACUUCUCAAGGCGCAGCAUCUUCAGGCUCCUACCAACAGCAACAGCAGUUUUGAGGUGUCUCUCUCAGGUAGCCAUCUUAAAAAAGUCAAUGACUCCUGCUAUGAGCGAUUCAGAAUGUUUACAUCUGCGCCUAAGUUUGGAAAUAUCAUAGCAUUGUUUAUCAAGAACUUGCUCAUAUUGAAGAGACGCAUUGGGUUCUUGAUGUUUCAGUUCCUGUUGCCCUCGCUGCAGAUAGUAUUGUUCUGUCUCUGCAUCGGUCGAAUGCCAGCUGACCUGAACAUGGCGGUUGUCAAUAACGAGACGUCUGGAACGUUGGGGGAGAAGUUUCUGUCAAAGAUUGACCCUGUCUACAUCGCUCAGAAUAACUUCAGUCACGAUAUGAAUGCAGCGAUACAGUCAGUAAAAGAUGGGACAAACUGGGGUGUGAUUGGUAUCGGCGAGAAUUUCACUCAGGACUUAAUUGCAAGGUUCAUUCCAGGGUCUCAACCUGAUAAUAAGACAUUAGACAGUGGAACAGUCCAUCUUUAUUUAGAUAUGACAAAUCAGGAAAUUCUGAUGGCAAUACAGCAAAAACUGAUGGAUGCAUUCCAAGCAUUUGCCGAUGAGGUUCUGGUCGAUGAGGGGAUGAAUCCAAAUCUUGCUAAUCUACCAAUCAAAAUAGAAAAACCGGUCUACGGAGACCUGAAUCCGUCGUUUACAAAUUUUAUGGCUCCUGGCGUCAUUAUUAGUAUACCAUUCUUCAUGGCGACGGGGCUGACAGCUUUAUCAUUCGUUAUCGAGAGGAAAGAGGGCUUGCUGGACCGGAGUUGUGUGGCCGGAGUUAGCGCAUUUGAGAUUAUGGCAGCUCACGUCGGUGUACAGUUUUUAGUCAUGACAGUCCAGGUUGCUCUGUUGCUGGUCUUUGCUUUGCUAGUUUUCGGUGUGCCGUAUGAAGGACCUCUCAUUCUCGUGAUCAUCAUCACCUUAUUCCAAGGCCUGUGCGGCAUGGCUCUAGGUCUCCUCAUCUCGGCCGUGUGUGACACUGAAAACGCCGCGAUCCAGUUGGCUCUUGGAUCUGUCUAUCCUAAUCUCUUACUCAGUGGAAUCAUUUGGCCCAUCGAGGCCAUGCCAAAGGCCCUACAGUACAUCUCCAUGGUGCUCCCAAUGACCUACCCCGCAGAGGCCAUGCGCUACAUCCUCAGCAGAGGUUGGGAUAUGACGUACAUGGCGGUCUGGCGUGGUUUCCUGGUGACUGUCGGAUGGGGAUGGGCCUUGUUUGCUCUUUCAAUACUAAUACUCAAGAUCAAGGGAAUGUAGGUCAAGGUCGAUGACAAGACCAUGAUGGGUUCUGAUGUCUAGCGCAAAAAGGAACCGAACUAGCAUUGGUGGAUUUGAAUGAAUUCAUGAAUGACGAAAUAUGCCAAUUCUUUAGCAAGUUUAAGAGGUUUUAUGUAAAGCAGGUUUCAUGAUCAGAAACAGAGAGUGAGCUCACUGUUUCUGAUUUAAAUAUCCCGGUGCUUUUUAAGUACCAGUUCUGUAAGUCAUGGUAAUGAUUGUAUUAUGUCAGGACAGAUUAUGUAUUAGACAUUGGCUUCAGUGAUCAUGAUGUACACGUUACAUAGUUUUUGUAUCCGUAAAAGUUUAGCUGUGAUACUUUUGGUGGCUCUUGGUCUUUCUCAGACUCUAUCAAUGCACAAUGGGUCAACAUGUCGUAUUGUUUCUGCUGUGCUUCCAUCAUAGUACUGUUUAGUAUAACUUCAUGCCUACCAAUACCAUGCAUUAGUUACUUAUGUACGAAACACAUUCAUUUGUAUAAUUUCAUCCGUGUCGGAGUUUGGUUCUAGAAAAUAUCCGCCUCUAACUUUUGAUCUCUGAUUUUCAAAAUUUGUUCAUAUGACAUGAUGGUGACAGGCCAGUAAUAUUUGUUGCUUUGAUUGCAAUAAUCAUAUUGUGCAUUUUUUUCAUUGUGAUAAAGCAAUAUUGUAUGGUAUAUACAAGGUUCAAACAGCUUUAAAUCAUGGAAACGUUUGGCUGAAGUAUUUUCAUGAUCAUGUAUAGUAUUUAUGUGUUUAUACAGAGAAGAAUCUUGAUAUUGGAAAAUAAUGUUUUGGAUCUUUAUGUAUAAAUAGAUUGAGCAUAUUCUAUUUGAUGGAGUGAAGAACUUUGCAUGCAUUAAAGCGAACUGGAACCGCCAAGCCAGUUCGUAUGACCUCGUUUUCAUUUCCCGCGUAUCGGGUGAUCAGAACGAGGCAUGAAUGAAACAUGGCGCCUAGCUGUCAAUCAUUCAGUGACGUCACUACUAUGGAAUUUACUACGAAAAUUCAUGAAUGAAAGAUCGCAUGACUCACGUGAUUCUCACAUGAUUCUCAAUAAUAACAAAUUGAACUGCGCAUGCUCGGGCACUGGGGGCGGAGCUACAAAUCUGAACUCGAAUAGGAAGUUGGAAGUUUGACUUUCUCGGGCGGUGAAAGUCGAAAAGUUGAAUAAAUCGCUCGGCAGUUCCAGUUCGCAUUAUGUACAUGUAACUUUGAA